Molecule: messenger RNA, 1163 nt
Organism: Pangasianodon hypophthalmus (striped catfish)
Lineage: Eukaryota; Metazoa; Chordata; Actinopteri; Siluriformes; Pangasiidae
Gene: socs1b
Product: suppressor of cytokine signaling 1b
Exons: 2
Coding region: 233-808 (191 amino acids)
Biological process (GO): intracellular signal transduction; phosphatidylinositol phosphate biosynthetic process
Cellular component (GO): phosphatidylinositol 3-kinase complex
Molecular function (GO): 1-phosphatidylinositol-3-kinase regulator activity
Source: RefSeq, a predicted model, not a curated record
AACUUUCACUUUCGCUUUAAUCGGCUCUUCUUUUUUUUUGUUUUUUGGAGCAUCGACAUGUUUGUGAGCGAUGCGCUCAGGAUGGACUAAAGCUGAGGACGGACGCAGUGUGAGGCCGAAGCGAGCCCAGGUCCGGUUCUGCACCAGGUUCCGAGAGGAACACACGGCUCUCCGGGGUGACAGUCGUCUGACAGCCAUUGGGUACACACGGCCAUAAUGGAGAAGAACGAGAAUGGUGCAUCACAACGAACCUCCUGACCCCUCUGCGUCGCCACAAGACACCGAGUCCACCGAUAUUCCGGCUCCUCAGACUCACCUGGAUCCUCAGACUCACUUCCGGCCUUUCCGGGACGUGGGCGAGCGCUCCCUCGUGGCCAGCGCAACACGUUUCCUGGGGAACAGUGGCUUUUACUGGGGUCCUCUGGAUGUAGAAGAAGCUCACGCUCGAUUGGCGUCUCUUCCCGUUGGCACCUUCCUAAUCCGGGACAGCAUGCAAACGGACGUCUUCUUCACCCUGAGCUAUCGCUCUGCAGACGGACCCACCAGCGUCCGCGUCCUCCUUAAGGGCCACGGGUUCGCCCUGGACGGCAGCAAGCACGCUUUCCCUUGCCUGUUCGAACUGUUGCGAUUUUACAUGGCGUCACCCAAGAGGAGUCUGAAGCAGCCGUACCGAGGUUCUGCACCACAGAAACUUCAGGAGCUGUGCAGGAGAGCCGUGGUGAAAACCUACGGCAAGGAAAACCUCGAAGAACUCCCCGUGAGCACUGUGCUGAAAGAUUUUCUUCAGUCAUAUCCUUUCAGCAUUUGAAAAGAACUUGAAACACUUGUAUAUUUAUUUAUACGGGGUUUUAACACUUUUAUAAGUAACUAUGUCUUGUUCAUUAGGUUUCAUGAUUUCGGUACCAUUACCUUUAAAUGCACUACGUCAGGUGUUUGUCCUGAUUUAUUUGCCUGCUGUGCAGACAGUGUGGUUAUUAUUCGUUUUUUUUUAUUUCUCACAUCAGUAAAACAACAUAGGAAAUGUAGCUGUACAAUAUGUUAAUUAUUUCUGUAAUACCACGAUGCUGUAGUAAAUGACGUACUGUAAAACUCAUUUCAUAUAUCAUCCUGAACAUGUCGGUGAUAUAAAUAAAUGACUGUAGACGAUUCUUCGGCAUACGCAU